AUGAGUAGAAGAAAGAGACUCACGCCUCAAGAGUUGGAGAGACUUUGCAGCUACGCAACUCCUGCCGGUCGAUGUCCCUACUCGAGGGUGACCUUAACGAGAGAUGGAAACCGCUAUCCUUCUCGAUUCUGCAAACUCCACUGCUGCAAGAAGAUUGAUACUAACAACGCUGCGUGUUUGAAUAUGAGAACCAACAACAAGGGAUAUUGUCAACAACAUCUCCUCUGCCAAGGCAUGAUGAACGAUGGUAGAUGCAACAACUACAUCAAGAACUACGAUCCCAAAGAAUUCAGGUUCUGCUCACAGUACCACAACUGCAUCCAACAAGGCUGCGCAAACCAACGCAACCACCCCAACGGCACCGACUACAGAUACUGCCCAGACCACCGCUGCGACCACCAAGACUGCACGAACCCCAAAUCCCCGCCCUCCUCCUUCUGCGCCUCCCACACCUGCGCCGCGCCCUCCUGCCUAGCUCGCUGCCCCGGCGCCACAGGCGACGCCCACGAUCCGUCCCGCCACUGCGAUCGCCACCGCAUGUGCGCCACCGCCGGGUGCCGGCGCUUCGCACACGUCAACGAGCACGGCGUCCCUUCGGCCCACUGCGGCGAGCACCACUGCCGCUUCGACCAGCAGCCGCCGUGUAACAACGGACGGGUGGCGGGCACCGAGGGUACGUGCGUAACGCAUACAUGUGAGGACAGGGGCUGUGGCAGGGUCAAGACGGCGCAUAUGGCGGACGCGGGGGGCGCGGCGGGACGGUAUUGUAAGAGGCAUGAGUGUGAUAGGGAGGGGUGCUGGGAGAGGCGGUGGUUGGGGAAUUGGUGUGUGAGGCAUACGUGUGCUCGACGUGAUUGUGAGAGGGAAGGGGGGAUUGGGGAUUUCUGUGAUCGGCAUAGGAUUUGUGGCACGCCUGGAUGUGAGCGGUUUCGACAUUUCGAUGGGGAGAAUGUGAGGGAUACGUGUGAAGAGCGUGAG
Messenger RNA from Colletotrichum phormii, 978 nucleotides. RefSeq lists its product as uncharacterized. The transcript has 3 exons. The annotation marks the transcript as partial. Lineage: Eukaryota; Fungi; Ascomycota; Sordariomycetes; Glomerellales; Glomerellaceae. The record is from RefSeq and is a predicted model, not a curated record.